Messenger RNA from Artibeus jamaicensis (Jamaican fruit-eating bat), 5807 nucleotides. It is a transcript of the gene TMEM52B, whose product is annotated as transmembrane protein 52B. The record is from RefSeq and is a predicted model, not a curated record. The coding region runs from base 571 to 1122 and encodes 183 amino acids. The transcript has 5 exons. Lineage: Eukaryota; Metazoa; Chordata; Mammalia; Chiroptera; Phyllostomidae.
AGAGGAGGGCUAAUCACGUGAAGGAUGAGUGAAUGGAGUUUAGGAGGGUGAGUGUCAACCAUCAACACUCACCCUGGUGUGCUGUGGUGAAGAGCCAACAGUGUCACUUCUUUUCUGAUGGAGAAGAACCAUCUGCCUUGGAUCCUCCUCCAAGUCAAGUUUUUCAUCACUGCCUAGAAAAAUACUUAAUUCAGAGGGCUGAUCUGUCCACCUCAAAUGUCUUCCUUUUGCAGGCAGUGGUAGAAACUUAGUGACAUGUAGAAAGAAUUAAUAGUAAAAGGAAAGGAAUAGUAAAGGAAUAGUAAAAGGAAAGUAAGACCAAGGAGGCAAAUGUGGAGACCCUAAAACCAGAAAUAGAAAUAGAGAAAGAAGACAGGAUGAAAGGGAAGGGAAAGACUACAGAAAAUAAAAGCCCAGGGGAAUAAGAAGAGAGAGAGAGAGAGAGACUUAUUGCAAAGAAAAGUUUCUCUCCUAAGUUCUGUAGGUCAAGAAGUCAGACAAGGCACAGAGCAUGGGAAAGAAGUAGGAGACGCCUGGUGAGCAAUCCUUAAGAAGCAGGAGUCCAGCCCGAUGGGAGUGAAAGUCCACGCCGUCUUGGUCUCUGCCCUGGUGUAUUUCAUCCAGCUUCUUCCUUGGGCAAGAUGUGAAGAGAACUGUGUCAGUCCUGAACAUUGCCUGACCACAGAUUGGGUACAUCUCUGGUAUAUAUGGUUGCUGGUGGUCAUUGGUGCGCUGCUUCUCCUGUGUGGCCUGACUUCUGUGUGCGUCCGCUGCUGCCUGAGUCGCCAGCGAAGUGGGGAAGAUGAGGGCCGGCCACCCUACGAAGUGACAGUCAUCGCUUUUGAUCAUGACAGCACUCUCCAGAGCACGAUCACUUCCCUGCAGUCAGUGUUUGGCUCUGCAGCUCGGAGGAUCCUGGCAGUGGCCCACUCCCACAGCUCCCUGGGCCAGCUGGCCUCCUCCGGGGACACCCUCCCUGGGUAUGAGGAAGCUCUGCACAUGAGUCGCUUCACCGUUGCAAGGUGUGGGCAGAAAACACCUGACCUACCCCCAGUGCCAGAAGAAAGGCAGCUGCCUCCCAUGGAGAAGGAAUGUCCUCAAGUAGAACACUCUUCAAAUUGAUGGGAACUUUGGCUUUAUAAAUAGGGCGGGGUAUCCCUAUAGUGGGUCAAGAUAGACAAAUGGAACUUUCUUUUUUUUUUGCUAACUUUCAGAAGAUUUAGGAUGACAUCUAAACACCAUUCCGUGGGAAAGCUGGAUUGCAAGUCUUCAUUUCCAGCCACAACAUAUAUUUCCUGGUGUGGAAUGCUCUAAUCAUGAAUUUUCAUUCUUUACCCAAUACCAAACUUUGCAGCUAACCUCUAGCAAUGCUGAUUACUACCAAACCAGAAAAGCAACAAAGUUGCUUGAAUUCCUUCAACUAUUGAAUUCUUUUACCCAAAAGACACUGCGAGUUGCUCUUCUCUGCCAGUUCAUAGAAUACACUUGAGAAAGAUAGUUGUGUUAGUGCACCAAAUUCAUGCUUUCUCUUAAGAGAACACCCACUUUUAUACUCAGUGACAAUGGUAAUCUUGGGCAUCACACAAUACUUAACUGGCUUACAGGUAUGGGCUAGGAGAACGCCGUACGUACUGAAAUGCCAAGUAUGGAGGUCUUUUUCUCACGCCGUGCCUACCGGUGGUCUUGGAUGCUGUGCAGAGUGCAGUAACAGUUCUAUUCCUCUUUCAGUUCCCCUGUUGUGAACACAUGCAUGCACGCAUACGCUUGUGCUUGCACACACACAUACCCUUUCCCAACUGUGAAAGAAUGACAUUGCUUUGCUUCUCUCCGACUUCCCACUUUGACCACUUAAAGCCAAGGGUCUGUAGCCAAGUGUCUCAAUGCCACCAGUCUGUAGUGGUGGCAUUUACUGCCACCUAGUGUAGCCAUAAUAGAAAUGCAUGCCCCUAUUGGAGCCAAUCUGCACUCUUCUCCAGCUCCGACUGAACUAAGCCUGGAUAAGAUCCUUCCCAAGGCACCACCCUUUUGAGUAAUGUUAACCUUUCCACCUAACAUACUACAUCCAAAAUGUACUACUAUAUUUGGUGAAAAACUGCUCACAGGGACUUUCGAUAACUCAAUGAAAUUUUUAAAGCACAGUUUUCUCAUCCGUAAGAUAGGCAGGCGAUAGUAACACCUCACAGGUUUAUUGCAAGGAUCAAGCUAAGUAUAGGUGACAAGAUUUGUAAAGUAGUAUGUGUGUGUAUUUUUGUUAUUCUUGAUACAGAUAUGUAAUUUUUACUCUUCUUGCUACAAUUUUACUGAAAAUUAUGUUCCAGUUUGUCCUUUUGCUAUGUUAUUGCUAAGUCAUACCUGAAGUAGCUUUGUUUCAUCAAUAAUAUUUGUUAAUUGAGGUAAACAAUUACAGCUAUGUGAUUCCUCUUAAUAUGCUCUGUGUAGAGGUAAUAAACAGAUUUAUUGGAAAACUUUUUGAAAGGAAUUAGCUCCAAUGCUCAGAGAGGCAUUAUAGAGCCCGGGGCGAGCUGAUUAAUGCAGUGCCUCAUUAAAUAUAUUUUGGGGAGGAAUGCUCACUCACCCCAUCCAGAGGGAAAUUUUUCUAAAUAUAACUUGCUGGCGAUCUGCAUUUAUCCUGAGUCAUUUACGGAUUGCCUCUGGAAAUUGUUGAAAUGCAUGACUCGUUAAUAGCACCUGAGGUGGCCUUGUUUUGCCAUUGCCACAUGAAUCACUUCAUUACCACACAUUCCAUAAAACAUUCUUGGCUUAAUCAUCCUGCAAGACUGUAGUCAUAAAGAAGUUAAAAUGUUGUCAAGUAUAAAAAGAUCUUAGGUACUCACUUCAGCAGCACAUAGGCUAAAACUGGAACGGAGAUUAGCAUGGCCCCUGUGCAAGGAUGACUCACAAGCUGCUGAAGUGGUCCAUAUUUUUAUAAAUAAACAAAAAUAAAAAGAUCUGGGAAGAAAUCUUGUCUGCUCUAAAGAGAUCUUUCUGUGUCACCCCUCCCUGCCUCUUUGCCCUUCUCUUCAGAGAUGUGGGGUUCCCCUGUGUCACCAUUCCAUUUUUUCCCCAAGCUAGUAGCACUUCUUGGCUUCAUUUCUUUAUCUGCUCAAUCUAAGACAACAGUUAAUCAGCUCAAUCACUUUCACCAUUGUUCUCAAAAUAUUGUAACCCCUUUAAACUUUCCUCAUGCCUAUUAUUCAAACUUUAGAUGUUGGUGCAAUGAAGCUGAUUUCUCCCCAAAAUCUACACUGCUGUGCAGAGCUGCAGAAAAAUCUCUCAACUGUGUUGACUGAGGUCAUUUACAAGGUCAUGGUUUCCAACAUGUCUGAACCAUUUACCAUUUCUUCUAGAUUUUUCUUUAAUCAUUUUCCCAUUCUUUUCGGUAGUAAUUCAGAUUUCAACGUCUCUCUUCAAGCUUCAUGCCCCAUAACCUACUCACUAAUUCUAGAAAGGGAACUUGUCCUCCUACUUUAGAGAGAAAAUCAGGUAUCUUCCUAGCUCUAGGCUACACCCUUUGUGAAUCUGUACCUCUCCUUUCUUCUUCCUUCUGGUCUCAGUGAAAUAGAUUUCCUGCUUGCUUCCCAAUACACUUCUAACUGUGCUUUGUAUUACCUUGAUCCAAUGGUUUAUGUGUUCAACAGGUAUCAUUUGGGAAAUCGUGCUAAUAGUGCAGAGGCAGCUGGGGGUAUAAAUGUGCAUAAGAAAUACAGGUGUCUGAUUCCUGGUCUUCAUGGAGCUUAAGAAAAAGCAAGAAUAAAAUGAUUGCAAACAUGAACACUGUAAAGAACUCUUGGGAAAGGCAGAGUGAUGGAAGAGCAGGUUCAAAGAUACAGUAGAGUUUGGUAAAUUUGAGGAAAUGAAAAAAAGAGAGAGAGACUAGAGUAGCUAAUUUAGUGAACUCAGGAGAAAGCUGCAGAAGUGGAGUCUGAAAGAGAGAAGGGGCCUGGGGACAAGGAGUCUACACUAUAUUUCACAUGCAUUAAGAAGCCAUUGAAGGAUUUCAAAUUAAGGUGCAAUCUGAAGUCUGUGUAAGAUAUGGAGCAAAGUUGCUUGUAGACCAGCUGAGUGCUCCUGGUUUUGUUAUCAAGUUGUGAGAGCAGUAAAGAUCACCUAUGUGCUUGCAUUUUCACAUGCCUCCCACUGAAAGACAAAGCCCGAGCCUUCCAGGGAAGCCACAGCCCAGGACCCACCCCAGCAUGCCCUCCCCACGGACAGUCCAGCAUGGUGGUCUGAGGUCAAUUUUGCACCUGCCCAGGCACUGUGGGUGCUCCCUGUGUGUCUGGCAUAUCCCCUCCCCACAAGCCUUUUUAUACCUUUAUUUCCAUUCCCAUGCCUACCUCCCUUACCUUCUCACCUCUGGACUCCUUCUCUUUGGCUGCCACAUCAUCUGGCCCUGUUUGUUUAAUGUGAGCAAGUUGAUCCAUGCUGGGGUUGGAAAUCAGCUUUCUGUGUUGCCUGGGAAGCUUCAGGCAAGAUGUUCUUUUCUGUCCAUGAAAGGGCCCUGGUUCCCCAGAUUCCUGGGUGUUGAUAGUGAUCUCAAGACCCAGUGUUCUGGGGCUUGGUGGUAAGGAGCUCCUCUCCCUCCCUGGUGGAGACAGACUCUGGGUCUUCAUUGACCACCUGUUGCUCCUCCAUGGCCUGGGUUGAACUCAGCAAUGACAGUGACCUAUAGUCAGUUUGGAGGCCUUAAGGCCAACUUGGUCCUAGUUGCUGCUGCUUCUGCCUGUCUAACUUACAUUGUCAGGAUUCCUUUCCUUUCAGAUAGUAUAUGAUGAAGUCACAGAACUCUAAGCACUUGCUUCAUGCUAAUUGUGAAGAGCAAAACCACUUUUGGGGGAGCAAUUAACAUCCAACUUCAUAGUGUCCCACUCAAUGAGGAAAAAUUGUAUCCACUAGGAAACAGUAUAAUUUGACCACUGGUGUGAAAAUAUGCAUUAUUGAUUCCCUGCUUAUGUUUUUUCUACUUCUGACCCUUUCUAUCACAAGCAGGACAUUUUUGUUGUCAAAGAUAGUGUAGUGUAAUAAGGACACAAGAAAAAGAAACUAGAAUCAGUCUUUUGUAGUUAUUUAUUCUCACUUAUUUAUCACUCAUUCUUUAGGAUUUGUUCUCCUUAAAUAGAAUGCUUAUUGUACAGAAUUCAAUACGUAAGGUAAUAAGAGGACAUUUAAUUUAAAUACAUCUUUUAAAUCAAACAUGUGUUCACACUUUAUUUGAAUCAUGUGCCUAAAAUUCAAAGCAAUACUUUUAAUGUAUUUUCAGAGACAGGAAAAUAAAUAAAUCUUAUCAAGUAAUUUGACAUAUAUAGAUCUUUGCAAUCAAUUUUUAAAAUUUGAAUUCUUUCUUUUGUUUCACUUGCCUAGGGAAGCACACCAGAAAGAAUACUGCUACGAUCAAAGUCUGAGAUGUAACUGCCUAAGUUGUCUCCUGGGGUUUUUAAGGUUUUAGGUCUAACAUUUAAGUCUUUGAUCCAUUUUGAAUUUAUUCUUGUGUGUGGUAUAUGAAGGUAUUCUAGUUUCAUUUUUAUACAAGUAUCUUUCCAAUUUUUCCAAAACCAUUCAUUGAAUAAAGUUUCAUUAAGCUAUUGUAUGCACUUACUUUCUUUGUCAAAUAUUAAUUGUGGGUUUAUAAAAGUGUGGCUUUCCUUCAGCGCCCUUUAUUUUGUCCCAUGGAUAUCUGCAGCUGUUUUGAUGCCUAUUCCUUGUUGCUUGCAUUACUAUGUCUUUAUAGUAUAGUUUGAUAUUUUAUACUGUGAUUCUUCCAGCUUCAUUCUUCCUCAAAGUCCUGUUGUUAUUCAGAGCAUUUUGUGGUU